GGAGCGUCUCCGCUCCACCGAGGGGUGGCGUGGCCGUGGGGGAAGAAGGUCUGGGGCACGCCGUGUGCCCUCCAUAGCUUCCCUCCAGCUGGACGAUCCCAAGCUGCAGCAGGGCUUCCGGCCACUCUCUUCAGUAGACGAUUAGAAGGCGCAGCCGCCUCCGAAGGCAAGCCCCUCCCGCCUCCCGGUCACAGCCGCUGGGACCCGGGAGGACAGCCGCCGCCGCCGCCGCCGCCGCGGAUUUUUCUCUGGGCGGGAGGCCGGCCCAGUUCCUGGAGAGAUGGGCAGGUUGCAAAAACACAAACCAUUGAAGGAUGGAUGCCACUGCAUAUAUUAAAAGCAUGUUGAAAGGAAAAUAAGAAAGACAGUAUGAAUGAACCUAGAUCUAGAUCAGAUGAUGGUGGUGAAGAAACCUCAUUUCAAGACCAUCAUCAUCGUGAAAAUGAGAGAAGUUGGCAGCAAGAGCGUCUCCACAGAGAAGAAGCCUAUUAUCAGUUUAUUAAUGAACUCAGUGAUGAAGAUUACCGGCUAAUGAGAGACCACAAUCUUUUAGGCACUCCAGGAGAAAUAACAUCAGAAGAACUACAACAGCGGUUAGAUGGAGUCAAGGAACAACUAGCAUCUCAGCCCGUGAGAAAUGGGACAAAUACCAGAGACUCAGAAGUCCCUAGAGAAAGUUCAAGUGAAGAUUCUCUGGUAGAAUGGUUGAAUUCCUUUCAUCGCACAGGAAAUGCAAUUCGAAGUGGACAAAAUGGGAACCAAACUUGGAGAGCUGUGAGUCGAACAAACCCAAAUAGUGGCGAGUUUCGGUUUAGUCUGGAAAUCCACAUAAAUCAUGAGAACAGAGGAUUUGAAAUUCGUGGUGACGAUUAUACAGGCACUCCACAGUCAGACAUUAACAGAGAUCAUACAACAAAUAGGCAGCAAAGAUCUACUAGUCCUGUGGCGAGGCGAACCAGAAGCCAAACCUCGAUGAAUUUCAGUGGUAGUAGUUCCAGCAUUCCAAGGACUAGACUUGGCUCAAGGGGGCAGAAUUCAGGAGAAGGAUCUUUCUCAACAUCGGAAAGGUUAAGAAGCGGAACUGGGGGAGCAGUUGGCAUUCCUAGAACUGGAGCUGAGCAGGCCCAUUUCAGUAGCCACAGCAACCGGUCUGGUGGUAGUGAACUCAGGCAAAGGGAGGGGCAGCGAUUUGGAGCAGCACACGUUUGGGAAAAUGGGGCUAGAACUAAUGUUACAGUGAGGAAUACAAACCAAAGAUUAGAGCCAAUAAGAUUGCGGUCUGCUUCCCACAGUCGAAGCCGUUCGCCAAUUCAGAGACAAAGUGGCACCGUGUAUCAUAAUUCACAGAGGGAAGGUAGACCUGUACAACACACCGCUAGGAGGUCUGUUAGGAGGAGAGGUAUAACUCGUGUCUUUUUAGAACAAGACAGAACACGCAGAGGUACAGCAUAUACCCGGUUCUCUAACUCAAGGCUUGUGUCAAGAAUAACAGUAGAAGAGGGAGAAGAAUCCGGGAGCUCCUCAGAUGCUACACGACAUCCAACAAUCACACUGGACCUUCAAGUGAGAAGGAUUCGUCCUGGAGAAAACAGAGAUCGGGACAGUAUUGCAAACAGAACUCGCUCUAGGCUAGGGCUAGCAGAAAAUACAGUCACUAUCGAAAGCAAUAGUGGCGGCUUCCGCCGAACUAUUUCUCACUUAGAGCGGUCAGGUAUUCGAACCUACGUGAGCACCAUAAUGGUUCCUCUUCGCAGGAUCUCUGAGAAUGAGCUUGUGGAACCAUCCUCAGUGGCUCUUCGGUCCAUUUUAAGGCAGAUCAUGACGGGAUUCGGAGAACUGAGUUCUCUGAUGGAGGACGAAUCCGAGUCAGAGAUGCAGAGACGUGCUCAGCAUUCCCCAGAGACGCACUCAGAACUGAGUAACCUGGGUGCAGCCAGUGACACCGGCCAGUCCCGGGAAGGUUCUUCUCAGGGCAGGCGGGCCCAAGAAGGCAGCUUGGAAAUGGGUGGUGAAAGUGAGACCACCCAGCCGCAAACCCGAAACCGUGGGAGCAGAGGUGGUAGGCAGCCGCGACAUUCCAAUAACGUAGUUGAGGCUGGAACACUACCUAUUCUUCGCCUGGCUCACUUCUUUUUACUAAGCGAAGGUGACGAUGAUGACCGCGGACGUGGUUUAACCAAAGAGCAGAUUGACAAUCUAUCCACCCGGAACUAUGAGCAUAGCAGUACUGACGGUGAACUGGGGAAAAUCUGUAGUGUUUGUAUCAGUGACUACGUAACUGGAAACAAGCUCAGGCGGUUACCUUGCAUGCACGAAUUUCACAUCCAUUGCAUCGACCGCUGGCUCUCAGAGAAUUGCACUUGUCCUGUGUGUCGGCAGCCUGUCUUGGGAGCCAGUCCAGCACUCACUGGGGAAUGAUGGGGCCAUUCAAAUAGUGCAUUUUAGUAGAGUUGAGUAGGCAAGCCAUUCUUCUGUUGAGUUAUUUGUGAUGAGCCGACCAGGAUGAAAACUAACAGAUUAUUAUAGUUUGAACUAUUUUUGUGUGUGAGUGCUUUUUUAACUUGUUAAAAAGAGAAAAUUUAUAUGAGAUUUAAAAUGCAGAUGUUAAAUUAUCCAAAAGUACAGAAUAGUUAAUAUUGCUAGAACCAAAUAACCUUUCAAAUGUUUUUAUUUUGGUAAUUUUGUCAUGCUAAGCACUUUUGUAUACACUGCACAGUUCAGUUGAUUAAAAUCAAUCUUCUUUUUCUUAAUAGUACACAGACUUUACUUGGAAUUUCAAAUUCCAGAGGCUUAGUACUAUAUCCAGAUAUUGGUGUCUAAAUAAGCCUUUCAUUAACUUUUUAUUCUAAGGACAAUAUAUUUUCAUGAAAGAAUGUUUGGCUGAAUGUUUGCUAACUGUAUUUAAGUUACUUGAAAUGUUGAAUUUAAUCUGCAGCAUACCAGAUGUGUAUAUAUAGAUAUAUAGUUUUAAGGUUAAAAUAUUCAGUCUAAAAAUUACCAGUUUGGUUCUUAUUUAAGCUUUUAGGUUAAUACUGCAGAUGGCACGAUAUUUAAUAUUUACAGGAUCAUCUCUGGGAGGAAGUGGAAUAGAUAUUUAAAAAUAGAGAUAAUUUACUGAAGCGUCUCUGACAAUCUGACUUAUUAGACAACAAGCAAUAUAUAAUACUGAACAAGUAUUUCUCUAUUCAGAAAUGGAACAUGGACAUUUUAGAACAUAAAGGUUAUUUAACUUGAGUUCAACCUUUUUGUGACUUUUAUGAAAGUGCAAACAAUUCUUUGGAUUAUAUUAAGUAAAGUAUACAAUAUGCAUGGAUUCUCAGAUUUCAUUUUAAAGUCUAAAAAAAUGUCUAUAAAGAAUCAAAUGCAUAGGUAAUAUGUUAAGUUCACUGGGAGGCCAAAAACUCCAAAUGAAAUGAAACAAAAUAUCUUUAAGAGAAUGUAGAAUUUAUAUAAACACAAAGUAUGCAUUGAAGAUCUAUUUCUACCAAUAAAUAUUAAAAGAAAGCUGUAUGUGAACUUUUCUGU
Molecule: messenger RNA, 3525 nt
Organism: Rhinolophus ferrumequinum (greater horseshoe bat)
Lineage: Eukaryota; Metazoa; Chordata; Mammalia; Chiroptera; Rhinolophidae
Gene: RNF6
Product: ring finger protein 6
Biological process (GO): ubiquitin-dependent protein catabolic process; protein ubiquitination; positive regulation of DNA-templated transcription
Cellular component (GO): cytoplasm; nucleoplasm
Molecular function (GO): ubiquitin protein ligase activity
Source: RefSeq, a predicted model, not a curated record